Molecule: messenger RNA, 964 nt
Organism: Ceratitis capitata (Mediterranean fruit fly)
Lineage: Eukaryota; Metazoa; Arthropoda; Insecta; Diptera; Tephritidae
Gene: Prosalpha3
Product: proteasome subunit alpha type-4
Exons: 4
Coding region: 106-888 (260 amino acids)
Biological process (GO): ubiquitin-dependent protein catabolic process
Cellular component (GO): proteasome core complex; proteasome core complex, alpha-subunit complex; cytosol
Source: RefSeq, a predicted model, not a curated record
UGGUUUGGCAGCACUUUUUACCGCUGGAAUGACAAUACAAUUUCAUGUCAUUACAACUGUUUGCAGAAAUAAUUGAUUGUAAAAACUUUUAAUUUAAACAGAAAAAUGGCACGUCGUUAUGAUUCGCGUACAACUAUCUUUUCGCCGGAAGGUCGAUUGUACCAGGUGGAGUAUGCAAUGGAAGCUAUUUCUAGAGCUGGCGCCGCAUUAGGUAUUCGUGCAGAAGACGGUAUAGUUAUAGCGGCAGAGUGUCAUACUACAAGUCCAUUGCUAGACAAUGAUAUCUUCCAGGAUAAAAUUUAUAAGAUCAAUGAUCAUAUUUGUGUGGCUGUCGCUGGCAUAACUUCGGAUGCUAAUGUUUUAGUAAAUGAGAUGCGUUUAAUAGCACAACGUUACCAAUAUAACUAUGGUUCGCCAAUACCGUUGGAGCAAUUGGUAUCACAUUUGUGUGACAUUAAGCAGGCAUAUACUCAAUAUGGUGGCAAACGUCCGUUUGGUGUGUCGAUUUUGUAUAUGGGCUACGAUAGACGUCAUCAGUUUCAACUAUACCAAUCGGAUCCUAGUGGCAAUUAUAGCGGUUGGAAUGGCACCUGCAUUGGCAAAAGCUUUGGUGUUGCUAUGUCUAUGCUAAAGACAGAGCUGGCAAAUCGUUAUGACAAUCCCGAGAAACCUCUUACAACUGAAGAAGCCAAGAAAAUUGCAAUUAAAGUGUUAGCUAAAAGCAUGGAAGGCAUAAAUGCGGAAAAGGUAGAAAUGGCAGUUACCACAUUAGGUAGUAAUUCACGUCCAGUAAUAAAAAUGGUUCAAAAAGAAGAAAUCGAACGAUUGAUAACCAAACAUAAUGAGGAGGAAGAAGAAAAGAAAGCGUCAACGUCAACAACAACUUAAACUUAAAGAUAUCCGAUUUUUAUAUCUAAUAUUUUAUGUUUCGAAAUUAAACGGAAAUAUCAAGUGUUAAAAGUAA